Messenger RNA from Labrus bergylta (ballan wrasse), 1398 nucleotides. RefSeq names its product ankyrin repeat domain-containing protein 10. The record is from RefSeq and is a predicted model, not a curated record. Gene Ontology annotation, molecular function: protein binding. NCBI's taxonomy places the organism in Eukaryota, Metazoa, Chordata, Actinopteri, Labriformes, Labridae.
ACACGCUCCUGCUGUCAUGAGUUCACUAAUGUCGGCGGGACCGGAACCGGACUUCUCCACCUGUAAUGAUGAGGUGUUUGGGAACAGGUUUCCCGUCCACCGAGCCUGCCGGGAUGGAGAUGUUGGAGUUCUGGUGUCACUCUCGCAGCAGCUCUCGAACCAGGUUCAUCUGACUGCUGAGGACUCCAGCUACGGAUGGACCCCUUUGCACUGGGCUGCACACUAUGGACAGUUGGAGUGUGUGGUGCGCCUGGUGCAGAUGGGCUGUGAGGUGAACACGGUGACCAGCCGCUUCAACCAGACUCCGACACACACGGCGGCGUUUGGAGGACACCCUCAGUGCGUCGUGUGGCUCACUCAGGCUGGAGCUGACGUCAACAGGCAGGAUUUUGUCGGUGAGGCUCCAGUGCACAAGGCGGCUCGUUCCGGCAGCUUGGAGUGUAUCCAGGUCCUGUUGAUAGCAGGUGCUAAACCACAUUUAAAGAACGCCAGCGGUCAGACGGCGGCAGACCUCGCUCUCGCUCAAGGCUUCCAGGAAGGCUUCCUCCUCCUUUCCAAAACCCAGAAGCACCUGCAGCAGCUCGGCGGAGUCCACUUGAACGGCGAGCAGAACGGAAACGGCGCCCACUUUGGUCAGGAGCUGCUGAGCAGGAAGAGACUUUUGAAUGCUGCAGAGAGUGGACACAUGAAGAGAGCGAGGAGAGCUGACAACAUGUUGCUGCAGAACGGAGGAGGAGACGAGCUGGAGAGCAUGAACACGGAGUCUGCAGAGGAGAUGAACUCAGAAGAAGAAGAAGAGGAGGACACCAAAGCCUUCACAAACGGCCAUCACCACACGCUGCCUUAUGACCAGGACACCUCCAAUCCAGCAGUAACUCCCUCCCACGCAACCCCUCCACCAGCCAAUCAGCACGCAGCACCGCCGUCUCAGCGCUCUUUUUCAGACAUGUGUGGCUCCCUCCAUCUCACCGGCAGCCCGAGCAGCUGUGUGUCCCACCGCCAGGCGUGGUGGGGGCCCCUGGGGGGAUCGGAGGACCUGCAUUACGGACACUACCACGGCUUCGGGGACACGGCGGAGGAGCUAAACAGCAGCCGACUCGACCACAACAGCAGCCUGCAGGCGGAGCAGAGGUACAAGCAGGCGGUGACCAGCAGCAUCCAGCUCUACCACGGGUCGUAAACACAGAGUCAGGGAUUUAUCUCUGAUGUGGUUAACGUGCUGCCAAGCCCAGAGUCACUACCGCAUCCAUCCAGAAAUCAUCCAUACGCCUGAUCAGGGUCGUCACCAUUCCAGAUUUUUAAACUUUAAUACGGUUAUCGUAAAAAUCAAACAAUAUUUAAAACCUGUUUUGAUACUUUGACAACAACAAACGUCCAAGACACCCAAUAAUGUAUAUU